UCCGUUGUAUUAUACACAUAAGCGCCAUGUAGUCACCAAUACAGAGAAGUCGAAACGAGCCAGAAUGUCUGGCAAAUGCUAGAGUAAUUUUGCUGCUAAUCGUUUAGUGUGGAAAGAAGAAACGGCGCAAUCGAACGUGUAUCAUCGGAAGCCGCAUCAUUGCAUACGGAAAUAUAGUAUUUUUUAUAGAACAAUAAAAGCUUAUCAAGCGGUGUGGUUUUAAUGUGAACAUCUAAAACUUUAUGUUUCGGGAUGAAAAAGACUUUUUAAAAGCUAAUGAUUUUUAUAUAAUGAUAUCUAAGUCAAAUAAUACACAAGUGCCAACAGCAAAUAUAAGUAUUUUACAAAAGACACACACAACAAUCAAUAUGGCGAGUAAUGGCGCUGCGAACAAUCUUACAAACAAUUCAAAAAUGGGUUCUCGUCGAAUAUUUACCCCACAUUUUAAGCUUCAAGUAUUAGAAUCAUAUCGGAAAGAUAGUGAUUGCAAGGGCAAUCAACGGGCAACAGCUAGAAAGUAUAAUAUACAUAGAAGACAAAUUCAAAAGUGGUUGCAGUGUGAGUCGAAUUUAAGAUCAUCAGUUGCCAGUAUUAAUCACAGUGGAUCAAAACAUCAGUUUCAUAAUGUGAGUCAGCAACAACAGCAAGUGCCGAUUAUGAUCCCAACGAAUAACAAUAGUCAGUUCGGCUACCAUCACUUUGAAAGUAAAUCUCAGCAACUGCCCUUGGACACAGCCAGACACAGUGUCGCUACAAAUUCUACAACAGUGCCAUCAAUACCAGUUGUGGUUCCAUCAACGAAUGCAUCAACACAAGGGGUGUAUGCUGCGGCGAACUUGGCCGCCGUUGUGGCUGCCGCAGCUGCAGCGGGUGCUAUUGCGAUUGCCAGCACUUCAACUACAAAUACAUCGUCACCACUCUGUCAGACUGUAGUAAGUGGCAACGCCGCGGGAAUAUCGUCACCAAUACUUCACACUCACCACCUACAGCCCCACCACCACCAUCAUCAUCAUCAUUACGACACGCCAUAUACACAUACAUCUGCAAAUCCAAUGUCUAUACCAAUGCCUGUUCUAACACAUAUUUCCCCGCAACACCAUCGACAUUACCCAUACACUUUACCGCCGCAUACCCAUACACUGUUACAACCACAAUCUCGGGUGUCAACAGUACCGUCAUUAAUGCCGUCAAAUUGUCUACCUGUGACUGUUUUGUCUGCAACCGACUUGGCUUCUACAUGCCCACCACAAGCCAAUAUAGCCCUAGAGGAAGUUAUAUAUAAACGAAGUGAGGGAAUUAAUUCAAAUGAAUUGCAUGAGCAUGAAACGAAAAUAGUAGUGGAUAAUGAAGAUUGUUGUGGUCGUAUAGCUUUGAAUAAGUACAUCCAUAACACUUGCAUUGAAAAUGGAAAUCAAAAGGAUUAUGCCUUACAAAAUUAUAACGUAACACAAGAACCAUCAAAUACACCGUGCCUAACUGUUACACCAAUUGAUCUAUCUAUUGGUUCUCGUCGAGAGAAUGCUGAGAAUAUAAAUUGUAGUUUGAGACAUUUACCAAGAACUGAUGAUGUGGCCGAAAAUAAAAACGAGAGUGUCGUCGAUUUGACUUUUAGGAAACGCAAGGUUAUUUUGAGAAAUGACCAAACAAGUAAAGUAAUGCGAAAUUCAGAAAAUGAUUCAAACAAUUCAAUUGCAAGAGGUAAAGAAGCAAAUGAUAGUGAUGAUGACCAUAUUGAAGUGGAAAUGGAAGUAAUAUCACCCCCGCCGAAGCCAGUAAAAUUAUUUAAGCCAUACCUUUUAGAUGAAAAAGAUGAAAAAAUUGAAAAAGACGACGAAAUAGAAAUGAAGAGUACUUCGGAAAAAAACCAUUCUGAAGACAAAGAGAAAUGCAUAUCACCACGAUUUAGUGUGGAAAAUGAGAGACAAACAAAUAACUUUCACCUCUCCAAUGGAGCCGAUCAUAAUUUUCAAAUAGGGAGCACGUACUUUCAGGGAUGCAAGCCAAUAAAUCUUCCAAGUGCCUUUAAUAUGACGACAAUAUCAGCUUUAUCCCCAGUGAUCCCAUGUGCCGAAGGCUCUCCCGUUUCGGGAUAUGAAAGUUCAUCGUCAACAUAUAGCGAGUCAUCAUAUAAAGAAGACUUUUAUAGAAUUAAUGAAGACCGAGCUUGUAGUAUUGAUCUACAGGUGCACACAGUUUGUGACAAUUUAACUUGUCCAGAGAACUGUGUUCAGAAAUGGUUAAAUCACGACACAAACUCAAACCCACCGGCAACUAAUGCUUCCAUUGUUUUAUAUGCUUAAAUUUUAUAGAUUAUAAAAAUAUAUUAUUCUAUGUACGUACAUACAUUCAUACAUGUAUGCAGCAGAUUUUAAAUAAUGAAAACGUAAUGAAAGGAAGGAAUAAAUCUUUAGAGAGAUUUGAAGAAGGCUGUAUAAUGUAUUUAAAAGUAAUGGCAAUAACUAUUUAAUAUAUUUAUAAUAAAAGUUGACCAUUGUAUUAUAAAUAAGUUUGUUAUAUGAAGGGAUGUAAAUAACCCAUCAGGGUAAGAUUAGAGUAAAAUGUAAAGUCGUAAAAUUUAAAAUGCAAUAUAAAUCUUUUUGGAAAUCUAUGUUAAAACAUAUCAAAUUUAAAUUUAAACACGCUUAGAAUAUAAGUAUACAUUUGCGUACAUAGUAUAUGCAUUCACUGAUUUUAUAAUGUCAAUUAAAUAAUGUGGCUUAAAAAUAAAAGCUUUAAUUCAAAUCGAAAUUUAGGAAGUAAAAUAUGUAUAUCAUAUAUAAAGGAGUUUUAUAUUCAUAUAAGAUUUUAAAACAUUUGAAAUAUUAUUUCUAAGCUUGUAUAGAUACAGUUAUAAAAUAAAAUGAGCUGCAAUCAAAUAAGUGUAAUAAAAGUACAAACACUGAAUACACCUAUUUCGUUUACAUAAAUCAUCUUAAA
This is a messenger RNA of Ceratitis capitata (Mediterranean fruit fly), 2937 nucleotides long. RefSeq lists its product as uncharacterized. Bases 243 to 2300 code for a protein of 685 amino acids. The record is from RefSeq and is a predicted model, not a curated record. NCBI's taxonomy places the organism in Eukaryota, Metazoa, Arthropoda, Insecta, Diptera, Tephritidae. The transcript has a single exon.